AUGUACGAUACAGAUAAUCUGCGUGACGAGGAUCUGUGGAAUCAUGAAGCAUGGCAACCCACAUAUGGCGGGUAUAGUAAUGACGGUAACGGGGGUUACUUGACAGAUCAUAUGAACUCCGGUUUGCUGUCAAGUGGUAAUGAGGGUUCUGGGAUCAGGUAUACAGGGUUCAUGCCAGAUGAGGAUCCUUAUAGUGCAUAUGGUAUAGAUCCUGAUUUAGUUGAUUUCUUACCUCCCAGCGCCGUUCCAGCGUUUUUGAGUGAGCAGGGACAAGUGAACCCCAUUUCAGUUAUUACUGACACCUUUGGUACACAACAGACCAGCGGAGGAGGAAACCCUGUGUCUAGUGUGGGACAGCACACUACAAGGUAUGGUAUAUGGGGAGGCGGCAUUUCAGGUGACUCUACUGGAGCUAGUGAACUGAGCAGUACAGCUAUGGACACCGACCUAGGAAGUGCCACCAAGAGGAAAACCAGCACAGAUACCGAACCUAAAAAUUUCACUGCAGGUAAUCUCGGAGAUGCUGUUGGCGUUACUUACAUUGAUAGUGGCAACCUAACAGGGGACCAGGGCACUGGGGUCGAGAUACUCGGAGCCAGUAAAACUCAAACGGGACCAACAGGGAUUGAGCACAGCAGCGGUUCUAGUGACACUAGGGAAGAAGGUUUUGGAUUUGGUCUCGGAGAAGUUACUGGUAGUAGUGUGACGAACAAUAACGCUGGAGCUAACAAACUUGUCGACAGCAUUGGAACUGGUAAUAUAGGAGAAGAGGCGUUUGGUAGCAGUAUGCUAGGCGGUGGUCUAGGACAAUAUGACUCUAGUGGAGUAGGCAGUAUCCUACAAACUGGAAGUGCACAGAGCGGAUCUGAAACUGGAAGGCCAAUUGUGGGAGAGUGGUCUGGAGGUAGCGCACUGGAAGAAAGUAACAUAGGCACUGGAGUGCCUAACAUUGGGGAGAGUGAAGCAGCAUCUGCUGAUGUUGUCACAGAAGGUGCAAAACAUAAAGAGUCUGGAAGUAGUAUGACUCAAAGCAGUGGAAAAAAAGACAGUGAAGCUGGGAAAAACAGUGUCAUAGCUACUACUACUGUUGUUCCGCCACCUGGAAUCGUGGAGAGCACAGGGAAUUUGGGUAACUUAUACAUAAAAAAUAGUAGUGUUGGAGAUGGCAGUUUGGGAGAGAGCAACCUUGGAAGUAGCGUCAUUCAAGAGGGAGAUUCUGGCCCAUUUAAUGGCAGCAUUAAAGCUUCUGGUGCACAUGUUACUUCUCACGGAAAUGCAGAUAAUAUCGGCGCUGCAGACGGAAGCAACGGUAGUAUUGCUGGAAACGCCAGUGGAAGCCACAUCAGCGGUGGCACUGGAGAGAGCAGCAAGGCGGGUAUCGCAGGCGUUGGAGCCUCUGGAGGAAACGGAAGGGACAGGGCCGGUGCGAUCUUAGGAAAUGCGGGCAGUAUCAUGGGGAAUGGCAGUGCCAGCGGAAGCAGUGUCGCCAGUGGCACAGAUACGAAUAACACGAACAUCGCGGAACUUAUUCAACCAUUACUGAUUAAGUUUCCGGAUUCCACAGUAGCGGUGGCUGAAGCUUUUGCUGGUCUCGGACCAGACGGCAAGGUGCAAGCAUCUUCUUCCGCAAAAGUUUUCGACUCGAGUUCCAAAACGCAAGUGUGA
Messenger RNA from Schistocerca americana (American grasshopper), 1665 nucleotides. RefSeq lists its product as uncharacterized. The record is from RefSeq and is a predicted model, not a curated record. Bases 1 to 1665 code for a protein of 554 amino acids. Lineage: Eukaryota; Metazoa; Arthropoda; Insecta; Orthoptera; Acrididae. The transcript has a single exon.